AUGUUCGGACAGAGAGAAGGCCCCAUUCAACUGGCUGGCCUCCUCUACAACCCUUCCACCACAUCCUCAGCGAAACUUCCGGCCCUCGUCGUCGUCCAUCCGGGCGGCGGGGUAAAAGAGCAAACAGCGGGCCUCUACGCCCAAAGCCUCGCAACAGCUCACAACCUCAUAACCGUCUGCUACGACGCGUCCCACCAGGGCGAAAGUGGCGGUGAGCCACACUUCCUCGAAGACCCCUCACAACGCAUCAGUGACGUCUUCGCUGUCAUCGACUACUUACAAGCCCAGCCGUUCGUGAACCUCCACAAAAUCGGGAUACUAGGCAUCUGCGCCGCCGGCGGCUAUGCCGUUGCCGCCGCCAAAGCAGACCACCGCAUCAAAGCGGUCACGACGGUGAGUAUGUUGAACAUCGGCGACUCGGCGCGUCUAGGCUGGGAUGGCGACGAAGACCCAAAGAAGCACACGGCCACCCUAGCCCUGGCGGCGCAGCAGAUUCGCGCUGAAGUAAAAGGGGCUGAGACUGCUGCAGCGCCGUACGUGCCGCCAGUGGACGAGAAGACGCCCUAUGAUAUGCAACAGGCGGCAGAUUACUACCUCACACCGCGCACGCACACCCCCCGAGCAGUGAAUAAAAUGCUCAUUCUCAGCCUUCCGUUUGUGCUCAAUUUCGAUGCGUUUUAUCUCGCGGAUCUGUAUCUCACGCAGCCGGUGCUGCUGAUUGCAGGCGAGAGGGCAGGGUCCAGGUGGAAUACGGAGAAAUUGGACGGUUUGAUUGCGGGUGCGAAGAAGAAGGUGAUUGUGCAGGGGGCGACGCAUAUGGAUUUUUACGAUAAGGCGGAGUCUGUAGGCCCGGCUGUGAAGGAAGUUGCAGAGUUUAUGAAGACGAACCUGUAA
Molecule: messenger RNA, 894 nt
Organism: Talaromyces proteolyticus
Lineage: Eukaryota; Fungi; Ascomycota; Eurotiomycetes; Eurotiales; Trichocomaceae
Product: X-Pro dipeptidyl-peptidase protein
Exons: 2
Coding region: 1-894 (297 amino acids)
Molecular function (GO): hydrolase activity
Source: RefSeq, a predicted model, not a curated record